Molecule: messenger RNA, 468 nt
Organism: Laetiporus sulphureus 93-53
Lineage: Eukaryota; Fungi; Basidiomycota; Agaricomycetes; Polyporales; Laetiporaceae
Exons: 2
Biological process (GO): proteolysis
Molecular function (GO): cysteine-type endopeptidase activity
Source: RefSeq, a predicted model, not a curated record
AUAUUCACGUUGCUUGUUGCAAUCGACAAGUACAAAAAUCAUGUGAUACCGCCUCUCACAGGCUGCAUGAACGAUGGUAACAACUUCAAAGAGUUCUUGGAAACGACCCUUCAUGUGGCGCAAACGCAUAUCAAGUACCUCGUCAAUCACGAAGCGACGCGCGAAUCCAUCUUGUCAGCUUUCAAAGAGCAUCUCAUAGAGAACAAUGCCAUAUGGGCAGGCGAUGCCAUCAUUUUCUUCUAUGCUGGACAUGGCAGUCGUGUGGUCGCGCCGCCUCAAUGGUCAUUCAAGCAGAACUUCGUGGAAAUCAUUGUUCCUCAUGACCAGGGCAAAACCGGAGGACACACGAUUUACGGAAUACCCGAUUACACCUUCAGUGCCCUGAUGUGUGAGUUGGCUUUGAAGAAGGGUGACAACAUUACAGCUAUCUUCGACUCUUGUCAUUCGGGAGGUAUGGCGCGCGCAGGU